Molecule: messenger RNA, 641 nt
Organism: Rhineura floridana
Lineage: Eukaryota; Metazoa; Chordata; Lepidosauria; Squamata; Rhineuridae
Gene: UBA52
Product: ubiquitin A-52 residue ribosomal protein fusion product 1
Exons: 5
Coding region: 126-512 (128 amino acids)
Biological process (GO): modification-dependent protein catabolic process; translation; protein ubiquitination
Cellular component (GO): nucleus; cytoplasm; ribosome
Molecular function (GO): protein tag activity; ubiquitin protein ligase binding; structural constituent of ribosome
Source: RefSeq, a predicted model, not a curated record
GGAGGAGGAAAAGAGGAGGUGGCGGAAGUGAGCCUCGUUUCCGUUUCCGGUCGGGGCUCGCUCUCUUUCUGUUCGGCGAGGAGAGGCGGCAGGAGACGCGUGGAAGGUGACACUCAGCUGCCAGGAUGCAGAUUUUUGUGAAGACCCUGACGGGCAAAACCAUCACCCUUGAGGUGGAGCCCAGCGACACGAUUGAGAACGUCAAGGCGAAAAUCCAGGAUAAGGAAGGUAUCCCUCCUGACCAACAGCGUCUGAUCUUUGCGGGGAAGCAGUUGGAAGAUGGCCGCACGCUGUCGGACUACAACAUCCAGAAAGAGUCCACCCUUCACUUGGUGCUGCGUCUCCGCGGGGGGAUCAUCGAGCCGUCUCUUCGCCAGCUCGCCCAGAAGUACAACUGCGACAAGAUGAUUUGCCGCAAGUGUUACGCCCGCCUGCACCCCCGUGCUGUGAACUGUCGCAAGAAGAAGUGCGGCCAUACCAACAACCUGCGCCCAAAGAAGAAGGUCAAAUAAAGAGGGGGGUGCGGUCUCCCCCCAAUCCCCAAAUCUGGGCUUGGCGUUGUUGCGGUGAAGCGCUCUGUCUCCUGUUCGGCCCGGCCGUUCCUUUUUCCUGCCCAUUAGAAUAAACUUUCAGAGCACCAA